This is a messenger RNA of Serendipita indica DSM 11827, 621 nucleotides long. The record is from the annotation of a GenBank genome assembly. NCBI's taxonomy places the organism in Eukaryota, Fungi, Basidiomycota, Agaricomycetes, Sebacinales, Serendipitaceae.
AUGUCUCAAUCUGGAUCCGGCGACCUUAUGCGCAAGCGCAAGAUUUGCGUCCUCGGGAGUAGAGCAGUUGGUAAAUCAUCGCUCAUUGUCAAGUUUGUCGAGGACCACUUUAUCGAGCCCUACUAUCCGACCAUCGAGCAACCAUAUUUCAAGCAGGUGCCCUUCAAGGGUGUCGAAUACGACGUGUCGAUAAUCGACACUGCCGGCCAGGAUGAAUACUCGCUCCUCUCACCCAAACAUGCCGUCGGAGUCCAUGGAUACAUCCUCGUAUACUCGGUCACUAACCGCCAGAGUUUUGAGAUGGUCCGCAUCAUCUACGAGAAGCUCAAGGCGUUCCAGGACAUUUCGCAUUUACCCGCCGUGGUCGUCGGGCAAAAGAGUGACCUUGUCGAGAAGGAUGGACAACGGCGUGAGGUACCGGCCGAGGAGGCGGAGAAACUCGCCAAAGAGCGCAGUCUUCGGUGGAUCGAGACCUCUGCAAAGUGCAACGCAAACGUGGCGCGUGUAUUCGACAUGUGCUUGGAGGAGAUUGAGAAAUCCAUGCAUCCAACCGACGGGACCGCUGCCGCCGCCGGCACGGACACCACAACAAAGAACAAGGACAACUGCGUCGCAAUGUGA